This is a messenger RNA of Akanthomyces muscarius, 2709 nucleotides long. RefSeq lists its product as uncharacterized. Gene Ontology annotation, biological process: mRNA export from nucleus; post-transcriptional tethering of RNA polymerase II gene DNA at nuclear periphery; regulation of DNA-templated transcription. Lineage: Eukaryota; Fungi; Ascomycota; Sordariomycetes; Hypocreales; Cordycipitaceae. The record is from RefSeq and is a predicted model, not a curated record. Gene Ontology annotation, cellular component: nuclear pore; nuclear pore outer ring. Bases 1 to 2709 code for a protein of 902 amino acids. Gene Ontology annotation, molecular function: structural constituent of nuclear pore. The transcript has 4 exons.
AUGGCGAACUGGGAUAGGAAGAUGACUCGAUACACGGGCCCUGUUGAGGCGGGUCCGGAGGUGGAAGAAUUCGCCAACGCGCUUGACGACUGCCUAUCAUCGUACAUAACGCCAGCGGAGAAAAAGGAACGACUACUGCAACUGCCAAGUAGAUACUACGAAAAUGCCUAUCAAAGGCUAACGAACAGUCGGACGAAACGCGUUGGCGCCAACCACGAUGACAUGGACGUGGAUGCAGAUGAGACCUCGGAGGCUGGUUCUGCCCUCAGCGCCGAGGAGACAAAGCGCCUAGAGGGAGAGUUAGAAACGUGGGAUCUCAUUCGACGCCUCCUUCCUCUCCGACAUGCCGCCUCAAGAGCGAACCCCUUUGACGAAGGACAACACAUCAACGACUCGGGAGACUUGCUACUAGACUUCCUACGACGCAACCCGGUCGCCAAAGAACGCCACGCCGUUCUCCAAUGGCUGCAGGCGAGUGCUGCCAGCGGCCCAGACCUCGAUACCAUGGUAGAGGACCUGCAAAGGAAUGCAGACCGCGGAGAUGUCAUUGCGCACGGCUGGCUACACACACGAUCCAAGAUCAAGCUGCGCAAGAGUAUGACGGGCUGGCCUCACCUGCUUGAGCGGCAAACACCCAGCAUUGCCGAAUCACACACCAACUCGGAUGGUGCGCCCCUGGUUACGAACCUUGACCCCGAUGCCGUGACUCGCCAAGAUCGAAAGCUGGAACCACAAGACGAGUACUUUGAGCGAGCAAUUUGGUUGGGCUGCUUUGAGCACUUGCGACGAGGAAAUAGCCUGGAAGAAAUCAGCGACUGGUGCCAGGAGCGCACUGAAAUGUGGAGGGCCAUUUCCAUGUCUGCCAUUCUGUUCUCAGAUGAGAACCAAGACAAGGUUGAUGCCGCUCCGGAAUCUUUGGCGCUGUGGCGCCGCAUGUGCUAUGCCCUCGCUCGUAACCGUGGUUCCGACCAGCAUGAGCGCGCCGUCUAUGGAAUUCUCUCCGGCGACGUAAACAGUGUCGAAGCCGUAGCGAAGAGUUGGGACGACUACCUCUACGCGCAUUACAACGCCUUGCUACGGACCCAGCUGGACAGUUUCAUCCUUGGAAAGUGCCCUCCCGAUGUGGCCUCCAACCUGACCCAGUCCUUCUCAGUGUUUGAUGCCGUGCAGUUUUAUGGCAACGACGCAGUCGAGAAGAGACUCAUGCGAUCGCUGGAAUUGAAGCCUGCCAUCAAGGAUGAGGCCCAGCAACCGCUCAAGGCCCUGCAAGCGUCUUACAUUGCCAACGAUACGGCUCAUCAUCUAUUUGAGCAGGGCCUUCUGAUCGAGCUCAGCAACCCUACCCGAAGCUUUGCGGCAGUAAUGGUCGGCGAGGACCUUGCCGAGUAUAAAUACUUUUCUCUGGAACAGCACGAUGGCCUUCGGAUCGUCACGCACGUCUAUAUCCUUCAGCUCCUGAUGGAGCAACAAGAUGCCGAGGACAACAUACAAACAGAAAAGCAUCCCCCAAACUGGCGUUUUACGCAAGAGUGUAUCGUUGGAGCGUACGCUGAGUACCUGCGCCGGGCCAGCCUACAAGAGCUCAUCCCUCUCUACUGCUCUAUUGUGGAAGCCCCUCGAUGCUACAAGAUUCUCUCCCAAAACUUGAUCCACGAAGACGAUCACAACCAGCGUCUGAUACAACUCAAGCUGGUCAAGAAGGCCGGCAUUGAUGUUUUGCAAUUUGUUGAGGAGCAAGCCAAUCUCAUGUAUUACGAGCUCACUUUCGACGCUGAACUAGCCCACCAACCACCACCCGAGAUUCGCUUCAGAAUUGUCGAAGCAGGCCGCCCGUCAUCACGCCAAGGACGCGCGAUCAAGGCUGAUUUCUUUGGCGAGGAAGAGGAUGCGAUUGAAUCCAAGGAUGAGCGCCUCAUUCGCUCCAUUGAAUGGUUGGCGCUCGUACACGAAAAGUGGCCCAAGGUCUUUUCCAUGGGUACCAAGGCGUACAAAUAUUUCCUUACACACAUGCAUCUUAACGCUGCAAGACAGCUCAUGCGGCGCGUUCCGUUCAGUGACAUGCUCCGUAGGAUAAUGGAGCAGGACGAAUCGGAGGCACCGCAGAUUGAGGAUGUGCGAUUUUGGGAGGACCAAUUGGAGAGGAGCAACAUCCUCGACGAGAAGCCAGAGCAAGUUGUUUCUGACGCCCGCAACUUCCGCGAUCUGGAGGCGAUUGUUGCAGCGCUGGACAGCCUGGAGACGAUAGCAUCGCUGGUGAUUCUUUCGGCCGAGAUGCCGGCUACGAACCGCAAAUUCUGGGCUGGUGUUGGCGAUGGCAUUAAGGCUGCUAAAGAAAACAUGCAGCCACUGUUGAAGGGAUGGCUCGUUGCUAGCAUUGCUGACGGCGAUGAGGAGCUGAGCAAAAUUCGUCGCGAGUAUCUCCCCGAGACGAUUCUGGCCUACGUCAGCGCACUGCACUUUGCCGGCACCGGCCUGUCACGCGACAACCUGCUCGAGAGCAUGGAACUGGCAACGGUGGUGGCGGAGCGCAGCUCCGACCUGACGUCGCUCUUCUCGACGACGAAGCGCAUGACGGAGCUCGUCGAGGCACUGGCAGCGUGCAGCAAGGCGCUGGCCGUUGCCACGGGCGAGAAGCGCACGACCGGGGCCGGCAGCAAGAAGCUGCGGGAGAUGGGAUGGUCGCGCGACAUUUGGUCCGUCAAGUCUUAG